This is a messenger RNA of Physella acuta, 7229 nucleotides long. RefSeq names its product DNA polymerase epsilon catalytic subunit A. The record is from RefSeq and is a predicted model, not a curated record. Gene Ontology annotation, biological process: DNA replication proofreading; DNA replication; mitotic cell cycle. Lineage: Eukaryota; Metazoa; Mollusca; Gastropoda; Physidae. Gene Ontology annotation, cellular component: epsilon DNA polymerase complex; nucleus. Gene Ontology annotation, molecular function: zinc ion binding; DNA binding; nucleotide binding.
CUGAUGACAACAUUCCCGCCAUAUUCUGAAAUAAAUAAAAACAGUAGUUGCUCCAGUGCCCUAACGUUUUGGAGUGCCAUAGAGAAAAUCUAAACAAUUAGGCUAGGCUUGAAAAUCAUACUAUGAAAUAAUGGUUCUUCAGAAUACAGGGAAGUUCCAUUCCGAUACUGAUGCUGAAGGAUCAAGCACUCGAGAAGAUUCAUCAGAAAAGCGUCUAAAAAGAGCAAUUCUCAAUGACAAAAUUGAUGUACAGUUUGGUUAUGAGCGGUACAAAGAUGCUGCAGAGAAGACUGGAUGGCUCAUUAACAUGCACCCUACUGACAUUCUUGAUGCAGACAAACGACUUAUCAGUGCUGUGGAUUAUUAUUUUUUGCAAGAAGAUGGAGGAAGAUUUAAAGCAACACUUCCUUUUAAACCAUACUUCUUUGUGGCUGCUAAACAAGAUUGUGAAAGAGAAGUGGCAUCUUACUUGGGUAGAAGAUUUUCUGGUAAAAUAGCCACCAUUGAAACCGUUUUUAAAGAAGAUUUAGAUUUGGCUAACCAUUUGGUUGGAUUAAAGCGCUCCUACAUCAAACUUUCAUUUUACAACACUGAGGAUCUAAUAAAAGUGCGCAAAGAUAUUUUUCCAGCUGUUAGGAAAAACAAAGAGAGAGAAAAAAAUUUGGAUUACUACACAACAAUGUUGACAAGCCAUUAUGCUGGUGAAGAAGCUUUGGAGGUGUCAAAGAAAAUUUCAGAUCAAAUGGAGAACAUUAUUGACCUGAGAGAGUAUGAUGUUCCAUAUCAUGUUCGAGUUUCUAUUGAUUUAAAGAUCUUUGUGGGACACUGGUAUUCUGUCAAGGGAAGAGGUUCUCAUGAUAUUGAAAUUAGACAUCGGGAAGAUUUAGUUUCUUGGCCGGAUCCAGUUGUUUUAGCAUUUGAUAUUGAGACAACCAAAUUGCCUCUCAAGUUUCCUGAUGCCCAGACUGACCAGAUAAUGAUGAUCUCUUAUAUGAUUGAUGGCCAGGGCUACCUUAUAUGUAACAGUGAAAUUGUUUCACAAAAAGUUGAAGAUUUUGAAUAUACACCGAAGCCUGAGUUUGAAGGUCCAUUCACUGUGUACAAUAUGCCAGAUGAGAAAAGCCUGCUGCAAAAGUUUUUUGAACAUGUCCAGGAAGUGAAACCACAUGUGUUUGCAACAUAUAACGGAGACUUUUUUGAUUGGCCAUUUAUUGAAACCAGAGCAGCCAUCCACAACAUGGACAUGUUUAGAGAGAUAGGAUUUCAGAAAGAUUCACAAGGUGAAUACAAAAGCAGACCUGCUACUCACAUGGAUUGUUUCAGAUGGGUCAAACGUGACAGUUAUUUACCUAUGGGAAGUCAAAACUUAAAAGCUGUUGCUAAGGCCAAGCUGCGCUAUGAUCCUGUUGAGUUAGAUCCUGAAGAAAUGUGCCGUAUGGCUAGUGAACAACCACAGGUUCUAGCCAACUAUUCUGUAUCCGAUGCAGUUGCCACAUACUAUCUUUAUAUGAAAUACGUACAUCCAUUUAUAUUUGCCCUCUGCACAAUCAUUCCAAUGGAGCCAGAUGAGGUCCUGAGAAAAGGAUCGGGAACAUUGUGUGAGACUUUGCUGAUGGUUCAGGCAUACCAUGCUAAUAUCAUCUACCCAAACAAGCAGGAAUCAAUCCUAAACAAGUUAACUGAGGAUGGACAUGUGCUAGACUCAGAGACUUAUGUUGGUGGACAUGUUGAAGCUCUGGAAUCUGGUGUAUUUAGAGCUGAUUUGCCUUGCAGGUUUCGUAUGGUGCCUGCUGCAUUCCAAGGUCUGCAUGAUUCUGUGGAGAAGACCCUGAGACAUGCCUUAGAAGUGGAAGAGAAACUUCCCUUGUCAACAGUGACCAACUUUGAUCAGGUCUGUUCAGAUAUUAAAGAAAAACUGACACAGUUACGAGACUGUCCAAACCGCUUAGAAAAUCCUAUCAUUUAUCACUUGGAUGUUGGUGCUAUGUAUCCCAAUAUCAUUCUAACAAAUCGGUUACAGCCUCCAGCUAUAGUCAAUGAGGAAACCUGCGCUGCUUGUGAUUUUAAUAAACCAGGAGCCAGAUGUCAGAGGAAUAUGCCAUGGAUGUGGAGAGGAGAAUUUAUGCCCGCCACACGCAAUGAAUUUAGCAGAAUCCAGCAGCAACUGGAAAAUGAGAAGUUCCCACCUCUCUACCCAGAUGGACCACAGCGAGCUUUUCAUCAGCUACCUAAAGAAGAACAGGCUGCUAUAGAAAAAAAAAGAUUGGCAGAUUAUUGCCGUAAAGCCUAUAAAAAAGUACACACCACAAGAAUGGAAGAAAGGACAGCAACUAUUUGCCAAAGAGAAAACAGUUUUUAUGUUGAUACUGUUAGAGCAUUCAGAGACAGAAGAUAUGAAUUUAAAGAUUUGACAAAAGUGUGGAAAAACAAGCUUACCGAUGCAGAAAAAAAGAAUGAUGCUGCUGAAAUAAAGCGUGCAAAUGGUCUACUAGUGUUGUAUGAUUCACUACAACUUGCUCACAAAUGUAUCCUAAAUUCUUUCUAUGGAUAUGUAAUGAGAAAAGGAGCCAGAUGGUACAGCAUGGAGAUGGCUGGCAUUGUCUGCUACACCGGCGCCCAUAUCAUCACUAAGGCUAGAGAACUGGUUGAACAAAUUGGUCGUCCACUUGAACUUGACACUGAUGGGAUAUGGUGUGUGCUUCCUGCCAGUUUUCCAGAAAAUUAUACAGUGAAAACCAACAACCCUAAAAAACCAAAGGUCACCAUAUCCUAUCCUGGCGCAAUGUUGAAUGUGAUGGUCAAGGACUUCUUCACAAAUGACCAGUACCAAGAACUGACUGACCCAGCUACAUUGACUUAUACAACACGCAGUGAAAAUUCUAUUUUCUUUGAAGUAGAUGGACCUUAUUUAGCAAUGAUAUUACCUGCCUCUAAAGAGGAAGGAAAAAAGUUGAAGAAACGUUACGCGGUUUUCAACUUUGAUGGAUCUCUAGCUGAGUUGAAGGGUUUUGAAGUCAAACGUCGUGGUGAACUUGAACUGAUAAAGAUCUUUCAAUCAUCUGUAUUUGAAGCUUUUUUAAAAGGAAAAACAUUAGAUGAUUGCUAUGCAGCAGUAGCAAAAGUGGCUGAUUAUUGGUUGGAUGUUUUGUAUAGCAAGGCUGCAAACAUGCCAGACUCUGAAUUAUUUGAACUGAUUGCUGAAAACCGAAGCAUGUCACGUAAGCUGGAAGAUUAUGGUAGUCAGAAGUCUACAUCAAUCAGCACAGCCAAGAGACUGGCUGAGUUUCUUGGUGACCAAAUGGUCAAAGACACAGGUCUAGCCUGUCGCUUUGUCAUUUCCAAAAAACCUGAGGGUUCCCCAGUGACAGAAAGAGCUAUACCACUGGCCAUAUUUCAAGCUGAACCUACUGUCAGAAGACAUUACUUGAAGAAGUGGCUUAAAGUUUCUGAUGCCUCCAACCUGGACAUAAGAGAUAUUUUAGACUGGGAGUAUUAUGUAGAAAGACUAGGUGGCUGCAUUCAGAAAAUUAUCACAAUUCCUGCAGCUCUUCAAUCAGUUUCAAACCCAGUUCCUAGAAUCCCUCAUCCUGAUUGGUUAAGGAAGAAACUGUUGGAAAGAAAUGAUGUCUUCAAGCAGAAAAAAAUUAAUGAAAUUUUUUCUUCAACAUCAAGACAAAUAUCUAAGGAUAUCUCUUGUGAGGGACAGGAAACUGAAACUUCUGAUAUCACAGACAUAGAGGAUGUGGGUGGCCCAUCCAAAAUCAUGCCUGCGAAAGGACCAAUAGUAGUCUCAAGUAAACGGAAGCGCAAUCACUCAGGAGAAAACCAUAAUGUAGAUGGUUCACAGAAUUGGAAAGAGGCGCUUGGACCUAUGCCACCUGUUGGAAAAACCAAGGAAGAAAGAAAAAUCUGGGUUGAUUACCAGAAGAAAAAGUGGGCUAUUCAGAGACAGAUUCGACAAGAGAGUAAGCGCAGACGCCUGGAUGACAAUGACUUUGUUGUAGAUUUAAGGAGAGGUCCUAGUCGUGGAUUAACUGGAUUCUUGAGGAAAACAGCUAGAUCAAUGAUGGACAUGCCAUGGCAGAUUGUGCAGAUAAUGGAAACUUCAUUCCCUGGACAAUUCAAGCUGUGGGCAUUAAUUGGCUCUGACCUACAUGCUAUCAAGUUAAAUGUACCUCGAACCUUUUAUGUCAACCAAAAAACUGAGAAAGAAGGAGAAGGCGCAUUAUGGAAAAGAGUCCAUAGAACUCUGCCAAGGUCCCAUCCAGUGUUUCAUCUAUAUCAAUAUGAUGUACCAGAACAUAUAUACAUCAAGCACAUCAAUGACAUUACAGCAGAUUUGUCCUCACCAGAUAUAGAAGGUGUUUAUGAAACUCAAGUUCCUUUAGAGUUUCGUGCCCUUGUGAAGCUUGGUUGUGUAGCAACAGUCAAUAGAGAGUUUGCUCAUAGCAUGGAAGGCAAAGAAACAGAUACUUUUGAUAUUAAUAAUUUGAAUUUCCGGAGUGUUGCUCAGUUUCCCUAUUUAAACCCAGGUUCCAUGAAACAUUUGUAUCUUUAUCACCACAAAUGUGGCAACAAAGCAAUGUUCGGUUUGUUUAAUCCUGCUGGAAAAGCUGCUUCUAUUUUUGUCUUUGACACUGCUAUUGGAGACCAGAUGCCAAAUUUAGGGCCAAUGUAUAAUGCUGAAAGAAAUUCUAAAUUGACGCAGGGUACAGAUGAAGAAAUGCUUCCCCCGGCUGGCCUAAGCUUUAAUGUUAAUCUAGGAAAAACAGCUAAUGAGAGACAGAAGUUUGCUCAGUUGCAAAGAUUACUGGUUGAUUACAAAAGAGAAAAGAGAGGUCCUACGUUUAUAGCCAUUCAAAGUGCUUAUGACUUGGCUUACCUGACCAGUCAACUGCCAGAGCUGAGCCAGUUUCCACUGGUUCCUAUACACAUCAGUGACAGCUCAACUCUGUACAAUGUCCUGGACUGGCAGAGGGUUGGGUCUAGACGCAUGUUACAGCAUUACAUCAAUAGUAACAUCUACAUACAGUCUCUGAUGGAGCAAGCUCGUUACCUUCAUGUUCCUGUGGGCAACAUUCCGCAAGAUUUUACCUUGUUUGGCUGUGAUCUAUUUUUGGCCCGUCUUGCCAUGAAACACAAUCACAUCCUGUGGGCAUCACCAACCAACAGACCAGAUCUGGGUGGAAAAGAGGCUGAUGACAACAGAUUGUGUAUGGAACUAGAAGAAAGCAGUGUGGUUGAGUUGAACAAUCCGGGAGCUUACAGUACUGUGUGUGUAGAUGUUGAAUUGACAAGUCUUGCUGUAAAUACUAUUGUUGAGUCUGGCCACAUCAAUGAGCUUGAAGGUGCCAGUGCUGUAAGUUUUGAUGCAGCUCCACAGACAUCCCUGGAGGACAUGAUACAAGGCCAGGGGGCUGCCACCAUGCUUGCCAGCUAUGAUGAAACAGCUCUGUGUGCUACAACAUUUAGAAUUCUUAAAAUGCUGGUUCAAGGUUGGCUGAAAGAUGUCACCACCCAACAAAACUUGCAUGCUGAUAACCAACUCAUCCAUUUUUACAGAUGGAUCCGUUCACCAAAUGCCCUGCUUUAUGACCCUGCUUUGAGGAGAACAUUACACAACUUGAUGAAGAAAGUUUUUAUGCAGUUGAUUGCUGAAUUCAAAAGAUUAGGCUCAAUUAUUGUCCAUGCCAAUUUUAAUCGAUUGAUUGUCUGCACUAAAAAACGCAACAUUGGAGAUGCGAUGGCAUACAUGGAAUACAUAACUACAUCUAUUCGGAGCAAAGAACUUUUUCAGAUGAUUGGCAUUGAUUUUGACAAGUGCUGGGAAUUUCUCAUCUGGAUGGAUCCGGCUAAUAGAGGAGGUGUUUUUGGUAAAACAAGUGAGCUUGAACUACAAGAAUCAUCAGAACAAGAAAAAGAUGAUGAAGAUGAUGAAAUUGAGGCCAGAACUGAUAUGCACUGGAAUAUUGCAACCUUUCUACCUGAGGCUGGAGCUUGUCAGACUAAUUUCAAUAUGUUGAUUGCUGGCUACAUUCUAGCAGUCUAUAAGAAGAUUCAAGAAGAUUCUAACAUGGCACCAGGCAACACACCAGUAAAAAGAAAAUCAAACAGUCAAACACAGAAAGUUUUGGAUGUGACAACGCUACCAUCUAUAGUUGCUUUCUCUCAGAAUUUAAUUCAGGAUCAAUUUUCACAGCACAUGUUUGCGUUGACCCAAAAAAUGCAGAAAAAACUGUCAGUGAAAAGCAAACAAUCAGAUAUGUCUGACAUUUUCCCAAACUUGCCUGGAUCUCAUUUAAACCUGACCAACCCAGCUUUAGAGUUUGUCAAGACAAUCUGUGAGGUCCUCAGUCUUGAUAGUAACAUCACAAUUCAAAUUAAAAAACUGAAAAGAGAUUUGCUCAAAUUAAUUAAUGUUGGAGAAUUUUCACCAAGUGCAGAAUUCAUCAAUCCUUGUCUCUCAUUUGUUUUACCUGAGAUGAUUUGCAAAAGUUGUAAUCAGAUAAGGGAUCUUGAUCUGUGUCGAGAUAUUUCUCAAGGUGGGGAUAACCCCAAUGCUUGGUCCUGUCAGCAGUGUCACACAGAAUAUGAUUCUAGUGAGAUUGAACAAACUUUGGUUGAUGUUUUGCAAAGAAAGUCAAUGGCAUAUGUUCUUCAAGACUUGUCUUGUAAAAAAUGUAAAGGGGUUAAAGAUACCAACAUGACCCUCCAUUGUAAAUGUGCUGGGGACUUUAAGGCUACAUAUGACAUUCAAGAUUUCAUUAGACAAGUGAUAACCCUGCGUGGGAUAGCAAGGCACUACAAAAUGACACUGCUGGAAGAAAUGAUAGAUUGGGUGAUAAGAAUGAACCCUGGACUGGACAUUAUGCACUGAUGAACUAUUCAUUUGAUUGUCUAAUGUGUAUAAAAGAGUUGUUUGAUUUUCAGAUUACUUGAUACUGUGUAAAUCUUUGGUGUAAAUAUUUGUAUAAAGAGUAUUAAAUUACUUGAAAAUUACUUAACUGCUGUUUAGAAAAUUCUUUGUUUGAUAUGUCCAACUUAAAAAAUAAUACAUGUAAUUGACGAUUAUUUCAUUUUAAAGUAAUGAAUGAGUUUAAAAUUAGCAACUUACUCGCAGUAAAUUACUCAAGUGUUUCUACUCAGGUAACAGGCAAUACAAUUAUAUCUAAGCUGGAAACAAAUCCACAAAUUACAUAACAUCUGUAUUACUAAUUAAUAAUUUUAUA